CUAGUGCUGUGGUCGACUGCGGUUAGUCUAUGUGACAGUUGUAAGUUGUUGCUGUUUAUGAGAGUAGAGAAGAGAUGGAGUGGGCUGUAUAUACAUCGUUUCUCAUGUUAACAAUCAGUGCUGUAUAUUGCAUUCAAACACAGAGAAGGACGCGACGCCAUCAGUUUGAUGAUCUCUGGAUCAUUAACCACGUCGUUGAUGACCGCUACGGCAUCUCCUCCACUGCUGCGUGUGCUGUCAUAUGUGCGACAUCAUCCAGCUGUAGGUCAUUCACUUAUCACGAGGCGAAUCGACGCUGCCAACUGCAUUCCUGGGCCAACUUCUUUCCAGCAGCAACUGCAACUACGAUUCCCUACCCUGGGGCGGCAUACUUCGCUUCUUUAUUGGACUGUUCAGGUGCCAACAGGAUCUACAGCCCCAUAGAAGACAUAUGCAUUGAGGUCAUGACAACCACAAAAAGUUGGCAUAAUGCAGACAACACGUGUAAGAACCUGGGCGGUCAACUGGUAGUGGCGGACACUGAAGGAAAGUUCAACUUCAUUAAGACAACGCUGCAAGGUUCAGCUGUCUGGAGUAACACCAAUUACUGGAUCGGCCUGAGCGACGAGACUGUGGAGAACGGAGUAUUCAUCUGGUCAGAUGGGACGCGGGCAGGCUACACCAACUGGAUGCCUGGAGAGGGAGGGAGUUCAACAGAGUUCUGUGUCGAGAUGGUCCGGUCACAUGACUACAAGUGGAACGACAACCCUUGCUGGGCUCCGCUCAGAUUCAUCUGUGAAUACACACCUAAUAUAGUGUGAUUAUAUCAUUGGGGAACAUUCAGGAAGUUUUGAACUACCUAACUAACUUUAAUUGAAUAACCUUUUGAGAAAUAUCUAUUUUGUACAAUCCAGUUAUUUGUACUUAGUACAAUCAUCAAAAGUACGCUACUAUGGUAUAGAAUGUAACCCUGUGGCUUGGCAUUUCCCAAAACAUUCCUCCUAAUUUUUGUUUUACGGUUGUAAAUGGGUACCCGGAAGGAUGACAUUGUUGUGACUGUCAACCUCUUAAUGACUCAUUAGACAGAUUGGAUUGUAUACUAUGGAAUGGGAACUACCCGUGACGAUCAGGGUUAGAAUUGGUCUUUAGCAACCCGUCCACGUCGUAAGAGGUGACUUAGGGGAUCGGAUGGUCAGACUCGCUGACCGCCGUCAUGUAGCUUAAAUAUUGCUGAGUAUGUCGUUACAUGAUCAACAUGCCAACCCGAGGGAACCGUGAAUGAAAUUGAGAUCAACGCCGAUUCUUUGACCAAGGUUAUAAUGAAGAUAUUUGAGUAUGUAUCAUUCCAUUGUCCAUAUUUAUUUAUGUGGAUAGGAAAAAAAUAUUCAAUUAAUAUUUUUCAUCCUCUGACCAUGCUGUUUUGAAAACAACAAGAAAUGUCUGACCCAAAAAGGGCUUAUCUGAAAUGUAUUUCUGGAAAAUAAUGCAUUGCGCUGAAAGAACUUUACUUGAUUGA
Molecule: messenger RNA, 1495 nt
Organism: Haliotis rubra (blacklip abalone)
Lineage: Eukaryota; Metazoa; Mollusca; Gastropoda; Lepetellida; Haliotidae
Product: C-type lectin 1-like
Exons: 4
Coding region: 75-800 (241 amino acids)
Source: RefSeq, a predicted model, not a curated record